AUGCAGACGAACAAGGCUCCACAGAUCGCCUCGCUCUACGUGGGUGAUCUUCAUCCCGAAGUGACCGAAGCCGAGCUGUACGAACUCUUUAACCGAAUCGGCCCUGUGGCCUCUAUACGGGUUUGCCGUGAGAAGGCCAGUCGAAAAUCUUUGGGCUAUGGCUAUGUCAAUUUUCACAAUGGCAAGGAUGCAGAGACGGCCCUGGAUAACUUGAACUACACCAAUAUUCACGGCCGCUGCUGCCGAUUGAUGUGGAGUCAGCGCGAUGCUGGCCAAAGAAAGGCGAAUAACAGCAAUGUCUACGUUGCCAACCUGGACAAGAACAUCGACAACAAGGCCUUGCACGACACCUUCAGCGUUUUUGGAGAGAUUCGGUCUUGCAAGGUGGCUGCAGAUGCACUUGGAAGUUCCUAUGGCUAUGGUUUUGUCCACUUUGACACAGAGGAGGCAGCUCGAGACGCGAUCGCCAAGCUGAACAACAUGGAAGUGGGUGGCAAGAGGAUUCAGGUGUGCUUGUGCGAGAAUCGGAAGGAGGUGUCUUCAAACAGCUCUUCGGAUUUCACAAAUUUGUACGUCAAGUGCUUCCCGGCGGACUGGUCGGAGGAGACCCUGCGGGCCGAAUUCGAGAAGUUUGGGCCGUUGACCGGAGUUGCAGUGCGAGCAGAUGCGCAAGGGCGCAAAUGUGCCUUUGUCAACUUUGCGAAGCACGAAGACGCACGAGAAUGUGUGAAUGAGAUGCACAUGAAGGACAUGCGCAGUCCUGAAGAUCAAGAAAAGGAUGAAGUGGAGGUGGGGACCGAUGGCCAUCCUUUGACCAGGCUCUAUGUGCAGCGGGCGCAACCCAAGGCGGAGCGUGAGCGCUUGCUGAAGCAUCAGUAUGCGCAAGAGGCGGCGAUCAAGAGCAAGUCGUCAGUUUGUACGUGA
Effrenium voratum is the source of this 924-nucleotide messenger RNA. The record is from the annotation of a GenBank genome assembly. Lineage: Eukaryota; Dinophyceae; Suessiales; Symbiodiniaceae.